UCACAUCGUUGACAUUGAAUAGUUUUUCUAAUCUUUUUAAUACUUAGAUUUGCAUACUCCAUCGCUUCCUACAUUCAAAUCCAGGUCGUGAUCGGCAGUUUGCACCAACCCAGGCUAGGGUUUUAUUCUAUGCGUCCCUUUCAAUCGGAUUUCACAAAGAAGGAUUCAACCAUUAUCGCGGUCAACAAUUGACGGUUUCAGAAUUCCUUUCAAUCGAUUGAGAAUUGAGUAUUCCCUUAUCGCGGUCAACCACUCGAUUGAUAGCCGGACCAGAGUGCUACGGCAGCCCCAUCUCCGCCACACCACUCUCUGUGUUCGAUUGAUAAUUCGCAAUUGGUUUUAAGAUGGAUACGAGUUAGAUGUCUUUACCAAGAGCUACUACUGAAUAUGAAAACGGUCUUGACAAAUUUCUUGAUUUUAUCUUUUCUACCGAGGGUAAAAAUGGUCAAAUAUCAUGUCCAUGCAUUGAUUGCGGUAAUCAAAUAUGGGUUGAUCGGGAGGAGGCUAGAACGCAUCUCCAUUGUGUCGGGUUUAUUAAAGGCUACAGGAUUGCACCUUUUAUUUCCGAAUCAUGUGAAACUCCUAUGUUGGAUGCGGAAGAUGACAUGCAAGGGUUGGUGCAUGAUGCAUUCAACGAGUUUGGUGAGAACAGACAUGAAAAUGAUGAAAGUCAGAGUAUGCCAAACACAAAUGCGAAAAAGUUUUAUAAAGCGUUAGAAGAUGCAAAGAAAGAAUUAUAUCCUGGGUGUAAGAAGUUCUCGGUUCUUUCUUUUAUCAUUAGACUAUUUCAUAGUAAGUGUGUUGGGAAAUGUAAUGACAAGGGUUUCAGCAUGAUGCUUGAUACAUUGAGGGAAGCCUUCCCAUAUGCUUCCAUACCGAAGUCAUUGUAUGACCUAAGGAAGAUAAUAAGAGAAUUAGGACUUAGUUAUGAUAAAAUUGAUGCAUGUCCUAAUGAUUGUAUGCUGUACUGGAAAGAAAACAGUAAGAAAACAGAAUGUGAUAUAUGUCAUAAGUCAAGGUAUAAAGCAAAUGAAAAUGAUCCUGAUAAUGAGGUAACCAUAGCUGAUAUGGAUAAGAAGAUUAAGAAGAUUGGAGCAAAGGUUUUACGUCAUUUUCCGCUCAUACCGCGGCUGCAAAGGUUGUUUAUGUCAUCUAAAACUGCUGCCUCAAUGAGAUGGCAUGAAGAGAGUCGCACGAAAGAUGGUUACUUGAGACAUCCUGCUGAUUCCCCAGCUUGGAAAACAUUUGAUUUUAAUUAUCCUGAUUUUGCCGGUGAAUCUCGUAAUGUCAGGCUUGGUUUAGCGAGUGAUGGGUUUAACCCUUUUAGAACAAUGAGUGUUUCUCAUAGUACAUGGCCUGUUGUUUUGAUGCCAUAUAAUCUACCUCCGUGGAUGUGCAUGAAACAACCUUAUUUCUUGUUAGAAGGGGUUUAAAUGGGACCAUUGUUGACAAAAAUACCUUAGUUUUUGACGGAGAUGAAGAUCUAUUUGAAGCUGCUUCAUGAUUUCAAUUAGUUAUUUAGGGGCUGUUUGGUAGCCUCUUAAUAGAACCAUCCUUGUCAUUCUUUUCUCUCCAUCCACCCUUUACCCUCCUCGUUCAGUCACACGCCGUCCAUCGAAUUCAGGCUUAUCGCCAGCUCUAAGGCAACUUUCACAAUUUUGAUGAUGAAGGCCAGCUGCUCUUCAUGCACUAGGCCAAAGAAUGAGCAGGCCUUUUGUUCCUUCUAUAUAGAAACUGUGACAUCAAUGUGACCGGCCAAAGAAUGGCAGAACAGUUUGUAAAGGGAACAAGUCGCAACAGUUCAAAUCAAUGCUGAUGAUGGCUAGUUUAUUAUGGAAGUUUUUGUACUGGUUGGUUGGUUUAUAUAUUUUAUCUGCUAUGAAGCUUUUAAAUACUUGGGAGAUCAUGUUUGGUUAUACAAAAUUUGACAGUAAGAUACUAACAAUUCAUAAGUUGGGAUAUGGAUAUCGAUACUUUAUUAAAGAUACAAUUUAUAGACUUUUUUAUUUCA
Helianthus annuus (common sunflower) is the source of this 2011-nucleotide messenger RNA. RefSeq lists its product as uncharacterized. NCBI's taxonomy places the organism in Eukaryota, Viridiplantae, Streptophyta, Magnoliopsida, Asterales, Asteraceae. The transcript has 3 exons. The record is from RefSeq and is a predicted model, not a curated record. The coding region runs from base 360 to 1433 and encodes 357 amino acids.